AUGGCAACCGGAAUCAACACGUUAGCUGCGUACUGUCAGUUCAUACCAGAGACGGUAGAUAAAUCGCUGUUCCGGUAUGAAGAUGUGGACCCAAGAGAGGCCGACUUCUUUUCCCGCUUCUCUGAGAUCGAAGUUGAGGACGAAGACAUCAAAAUAGACGAUGCGACCAAUCUUCCUACGACAGAUGCCGCAGCACGUCUAGUGGUCGCGUGCCGCAAGCGCUUCUUCCCAAUGGACGAGGAAAUCUCUCACACCUUCGGGUUCAAGUUCUUCGCUAAAGGAGCCGAUCGAGCGCGACUCUUCCGUGUCUACUGCCACAUCGUCCACAACGGCAUCACAGACGAACAGCUUCGAAAGGCAUGCGAGGACGACAACUUACAGAAGCUCCUGAUAUCGAGCUGCCAUGAGACCGGCCUGGCUGACGAUGCCGCUUGGCUCAAACGUCUCCAAGGCUUCGGUACCAACUCGCAAUGUCCUGUUUUUGGGAAUAUUUCCUGUGACGUGGCGAGCCAGUGGUGUCCUCCCCAACUCUGCGACACCAUCAUGACGGAUAUUCGUCCUCUCGCGAAGCGCCAAGCCUUUGUGUUUUGGACACAGAUGAAGCUUGGUCUGAUUCCUAACGUGGACGAGGACAAUUGGAUUGACCUUGGAUUCUGUACGGCUCCCAACUGGCAGAGCUUGUUGCACAUGCGGCGCGCCUACCGGAAGCUUCUCCACGAGACAUGUCGCGAUGAGUUCUGGAGCGCCAUAACGCACUCCACUAUUCCAUUCUUGUUCGAAAAGCAUGGCCUGUCUACCGAAAUUGCUGGACUUCGCAACUUCAGGGGCCUAAUGAAAGUCGUCGGGCAAAGUUAUGAAAGUGUCUGGCAACUUAAGAGGUACGCUCAAUGGGAGGGAACUGGGCCGGUUUCUGCUGUUGCCGUCGACUACGGGUUCAUGAACUGCAAGACGCCGAGACAGCGUCAGCGACUCCGCCAGCUAUAUGCUGAUUACUUCGCCAAGGGGAAGGACGAGAUAAAGUUACAUCAAGCAUGUAUUCGCGGCGAAUUGGCCCCAUUUCUCCGAGAAGCUUUGGGUAGACUUUCGGUACCCGAUCAGCUGCUUACCAACGCGUAUCCCGUGGAGCCUCUGGAUCAGAUGGGUAUGAUCACCGUUGGAAAGACCAUCUUUGCGCCGCCGUCAGUCCACAAUGAAGCUGAAAUUGUUGCUCGCGCAGAAGGCAAUGGUGCCAGAGUUGUUCCCAUACUGGAAAGCCAUACGGAUAGUAUGCGUGGUAUGAUGGAGGACAUGGCAGCGUCAUUGCAUGAUUGCACUCACAGAUAG
Colletotrichum siamense is the source of this 1323-nucleotide messenger RNA. RefSeq lists its product as uncharacterized. The transcript has 2 exons. Lineage: Eukaryota; Fungi; Ascomycota; Sordariomycetes; Glomerellales; Glomerellaceae. Bases 1 to 1323 code for a protein of 440 amino acids. The record is from RefSeq and is a predicted model, not a curated record.